Messenger RNA from Triticum aestivum (bread wheat), 908 nucleotides. RefSeq lists its product as uncharacterized. The transcript is spliced from 2 exons. The record is from RefSeq and is a predicted model, not a curated record. Lineage: Eukaryota; Viridiplantae; Streptophyta; Magnoliopsida; Poales; Poaceae. The coding region runs from base 154 to 525 and encodes 123 amino acids.
UGGUGGAACAGAGUUAGGGUUAGGGUUAGUUCAUCCAAAUUGGAGAUUCCAAUUUGCUUUAGGUUUGAUUCGAAGUUUCUUUUGCAGGAAACCCCUGACAGUGUGGUGGAACCAACUUUUUGUGGUUCUUACACUGAAUCUGAGCCGACGUGCAUGAUGCAUCAUCAGAGGCCGAAGAAGAUGGUGGCUUUUGAAGGUGCUUUGACUGGGAGGCGAUUCCUGGGUUGUCCUGUGCAGCAGGAUGUAGGUGUGAACUGUGGGGUUGUGGAGUGGGUGGAUGGUCCUUGGCCAGAGAUUCUACAAAGGUGCCUAACCAGGAUUUGGGACAUGUACCAUGAGCAGAACUUGGGAAGGGUGAAUGACAAACAAGCUCAUGAGAAAGAGGUGGCCAAGCUACAGAAGGAAAUUGAUUUCCUGUCAAACAACUACAGCCAGUUGGUGGAAGAUGUAUCCAAGCUAUUUGACUAUCAAGAUGGCAAGAUGUCUCAUGACAUGGGCUAUACCAGCAGGCAAUCAAUGAACUAAAUGAGAAGAAGAAACAACUUGAGGAUCAGGCAAAGAUUGAGUUAAGUAUGGAGAAGAUGAAGCUUGCCAAGGAGCAAAGGUGCAUUCUUCAAAGCCAAGCAGAUAUCAUUCAGAACAUGAGGAAGGCCAUGAAGGAAGUGGAGGGGGAGAGGGACCUACUAAGGCAAGAGAAGAAGAAGCUGGAGUAUCUGAUUGCUGAUCUGCUCAAGGCUGGGCAUGCCAGCAAAGAUAAACUGGAGAGGAUCAAGGCAAUUAUGAAUGAGUGAAGUGGUUGGUGUGUGGGUUAAGUAAUUAGUAGGCCUAUAUAUAUAGCUGGCCUUGGAAUGUCAUGCAUGAUAGGUACUUAGGUGUAUAUUUUGGGAAAGUUUCAUGUGCUUUUAGAA